AUGGCUUGGGAGCAACUUGAUAUCACCAAGCCGCACUUGGUGUAUAUCAUUCUUGGUGGCUUUACAUCGCUGUUCAUGCUUUGUUCUUCCUUCAUUAAAGAGCGAAUGUAUAUAGGUGAAGCUACCGUUGCUACAUUGUGCGGUGUCAUCUUCGGACCCCACGUCGCCAAUCUUAUUGACCCCAAUUCUUGGGGCAAUACCGAUAUUGUCACCGUCGAAUUCUCUCGCAUUGUCCUCGUCGUUCAGUGUUUCGCCGUCGGUGUUGAACUUCCCAAAUUUUACAUGGAGAAGCACUGGAAAUCCGUCAUCUUCCUUCUAGUCCCGGUCAUGACUGUAGGAUGGCUUCUUACCAGCUUAUUUGUAUGGUGGAUGAUGCCGGGUCUGAACUGGCUUGACUCUCUCGUCGUUGCAGCAUGUGUAACCGCUACUGACCCCGUUCUGGCCUCAUCCGUUGUUGGUAAAGGCAAGUUUGCGAAACGGGUCCCAAAGCAUUUGCGAGAUCUUCUCUCUGCGGAGUCCGGGUGCAAUGAUGGCAUGGCGUUCCCUUUCAUCUACCUGUCUCUCUAUCUCAUCCAAUACAACAGAGAUGCCAGGGAUGUCAGUUUUCACUUUAUCGUCUAUGUCGUUUUGUACGAGUGCAUCUUCGGCGCUGUUUAUGGCUUCCUUAUUGGCUAUAUUGCUCGUCACGGCAUCAAGUAUGCCGAGUCCCACGAUUUGAUUGACCGCGAAAGCUUUCUGGUCUUCUACUUUGUUGUAGCCCUGUUCUGCGCUGGGUCGGGCAGUAUUCUCGGCGUGGACGAUCUCCUGGUUGGCUUUGCAGCGGGUGUCGGCUUUUCCAACGACGGAUGGUUUGGCGAAAAGACGGAGGAGUCGCAUGUGUCCAACGUUAUUGACUUGCUGCUCAACUUGACUUAUUUUGUUUAUUUCGGCACCAUUAUUCCUUGGGAACAAUACAACGACGGUGCAUUCGGCAUGGCGGCGUGGCGUCUCGUCGUUAUUGCCAUCUUCGUACUUCUUUUCCGUCGCAUUCCCAUCAUGAUGGCACUCAAACCAUUUAUACCUGAUGUUAAGAAUUGGAGAGAGGCGCUCUUUGCAGGACAUUUUGGCCCCAUAGGCGUCGGUGCAAUCUUUGUCGCCAUUCUUGCACGAGCGGAAUUGGAGCAUGAUGAGCCGGUGCCUUUGGGAGAAUUACCUCCACCGGAUGCACCUCAUUUUGCUCUUAUCUACCUUGUAUGGCCUAUUGUGACGUUUCUCGUCAUCUCAUCCAUUCUCAUCCACGGGUCUUCAAUAGCCGUCUUCACUCUAGGAAAGAGGAUCAACACCUUGACGCUCACCAUGUCAUAUACCGCGGCUCCAGAAGAUGGCCCUUCGUGGAUGAACAGGCUGCCCAGAAUAUCAUCUCAGUCUAGAUCCAUGGCCAAGACCAUGUCGGAGACCUCGCUCGAUGAUCUCAAAGAUCCAGAGUUCCCACCCGGAACACUUGCUCCACCAACAGGGUUCUUGCGUCGACAGAGAGAUGAGGAGGGACAUAGUCGCUCAGGCAGUCGUGCCUCCUCACUCGUAUCCAGGAAACGAAAACACAAAAAGUGGGAUGAUGGAAUUGGGCCUGGAGGACCGAUCAGCCAGUCAGCUAUCUUCCCUAGCAGACCUUCGCAAACUGAGGCAUCAGAGAAAGAGCCGUCAUCACCAACGCGGGAGAAUACCGACUCUACCAUGUUCUCCGACGAACAGCGUACUGAGAAGCACGGUGAAACAGAUGAGCAGGGUGAAUCUCCUCAUGAUCACUCACCUCAAAUUAAUGUCUAUGAUGAAGGCAGCCAUCUCGUAUUCGAGAACGAAAAUGGCGACGUUAUCGACAUGCAGCCUAACCCGCAAGGCGACCAGGAGCGAAGUUCGAAGACGGAAGAAAAAGACCAACCUGCCAGUGCCAAACCAGAGGGUGAGCCAUCGUCUGGCUGGCGACACGGAGGUUGGCGUCGUAAGAUGAGCGAAUAUUACACGUCGGAACUGGAGAAGCGUAAGGACAAAGGCAAGAGCGAACGUCGACAUGAGCCAGCCCGCGCCUACCAAUUCGGCAACACAAUUAUUGUUGAAGAUGAAGACGGUGAAGUCGUCAAGACAUACGAGCUGCCUUCGUCCAAGCCUGACGGACAGGAGAGCGAUCUAAUUGGUGCAAGCCUUAAGUAUCUUGGCCUGGGUGCUCUCGCCCGUCAAAGCGAAAAGAAUACUGCUGCAGCAGCGGAAGAGGGCCAGGCAGGCGUCGAAUCAUCAAACAAGUCGCAACCCAGACCUGGCUGGGCUGGCUUUGGCCAACGUGGUGACGGGGUUAGGCGCAAGAGUGUCGCCCAACAGCAGCAGCAGGAUGACGACGAUAAGAAAAUCAGAUUCACUAUCGGCGGUGUUGGUAGGCGCAUGACCAAGGAGGACUUUAUCAGAGAAGUUCAGAAGCUAGACGCCGGUACGCGCAACGAAGUUGUCGACCACUCUACCGCCUCAAACGCCCUCAAGUCUAUUGCCAGGCAAGACGCGCCUGUGAAAACCAAGAUUACUCAGUCACAGCGUCCGGUUCCAGCAAUUCGGGAACAUGACAGCGAGAGUGGCAGCAGCAACGGGGAAAGCAGCCGUGCUGCAGAAAAACGUUCCGUAUCCAUGUCACCGACUCGAAAGCAACCCCAGGUCACCGAGCCCCCUCGCGGUCGACGUGACCAUCCGUCCGAGGAACAAAGCGAGACCGGCGUUGAGCGCAGACGCCGGCUGGCAGUCCUUGCCGGCCAGGCUGAAGAUGACGACAAAGAAAAUGACGAUACUGGCGAAACGCCGGCAGAAAAACGCCGACGCCAGGCGGCCUUGGGGAUGGGUGGCCCUGCGGCUGAGGAAGACAGCGACUCUGAGGACGAGGGAACGGAGAGAGUUCCCCCGGCGAGGCCAGGCAUUCGAUUCGCAGAGCCUCAGAGAAAGGGUACAUGA
Molecule: messenger RNA, 2967 nt
Organism: Metarhizium acridum CQMa 102
Lineage: Eukaryota; Fungi; Ascomycota; Sordariomycetes; Hypocreales; Clavicipitaceae
Gene: CNH1
Product: Na+/H+ antiporter
Biological process (GO): sodium ion export across plasma membrane; proton export across plasma membrane; intracellular potassium ion homeostasis
Cellular component (GO): plasma membrane
Molecular function (GO): sodium:proton antiporter activity
Source: RefSeq, a predicted model, not a curated record